Molecule: messenger RNA, 306 nt
Organism: Solenopsis invicta (red fire ant)
Lineage: Eukaryota; Metazoa; Arthropoda; Insecta; Hymenoptera; Formicidae
Product: SOSS complex subunit C homolog
Exons: 3
Coding region: 1-306 (101 amino acids)
Biological process (GO): DNA repair
Cellular component (GO): nucleoplasm; SOSS complex; nucleus
Source: RefSeq, a predicted model, not a curated record
AUGGCUUUUUCACAACCAAACUCCAGAGAAUUGCAGAAUAGAAAAAUCUUGGAGGAGCUGCAGCUGAAAAAGCAGAUGUUACUGAAGCAAGGGGUUGCGCCAAGCUUAAACACGUCGCUGGGAGUCUCGUCAACUGGCUCUGCAUCAAAUAUAAGUGGACAGUCUAACGAUGGUAUAGCGAUGAGUGCCUCCCAAAGAGCAGCAUUGCACAAUGCACAUGCCGCUUCGUUUGGUUACUUUGUUACCCAGGAUUCUUCCUUUGGAAAUCUGAUAUUACCAGUUCUGCCUAGAUUUGACAAUAAAUAA